UAGUCAUAUCCUGGAUGGAAAUCUGGGGCGUUGGGAUACUAGACCGUAUCCCAACGCUGAUGUCUUUUUCACUCUGUAUCCAACGCUUAGUGGGAUGUGCGUGUAAAUACAGGAUAUAUUUAAGCCACGUGCACCAAUCAGAUUGCAGGGAAUUUCACCAACAUGGAAUAAAUGUACAUAUUCCAAAUAACUUAUAUCGAAAGCUCUCUUUUGUGAACAGUGAGGAUAUAUUGAGAACUCAGUGUUCCUCAUCUAUAUACUACAGUUAGGGUAUGAGGCAGGAAACAGAAUCAUGUAUUCAUUAUUUAAUAAUUUAUUUGUUGCACUUAACAUUCACAAUUCAUAUGUUAAUUGUUACAUAUAAAGCUGUGUAUCUAGGAGAUCACAUAUAUGAUACAUCUACAGUAUAACACAUGUUGAUUGGUACAUAUAAAGGUGUACAUGUACAGAUCACAUUAUUGAUGAUACAUACAGUAAAACACAUGUUAAUUGGUACAUAUGAAGCUGUACAUGUACAGAUCACAUUAUUGAUGAUACAUACAGUAAAACACAUGUUAAUUGGUACAUAUAAAGCUGUACAUGUACAGAUCACAUUAUUGAUGAUACAUACAGUAAAACACAUGUUAAUUGGUACAUAUGAAGCUGUACAUGUACAGAUCACAUUAUUGAUGAUACAUACAGUAAAACACAUGUUAAUUGGUACAUAUAAAGCUGUACAUGUACAGAUCACAUUAUUGAUGAUACAUACAGUAAAACACAUGUUAAUUGGUACAUAUAAAGCUGUACAUGUACAGAUCACAUUAUUGAUGAUACAUACAGUAAAACACAUGUUAAUUGGUACAUAUGAAGCUGUACAUGUACAGAUCACAUUAUUGAUGAUACAUACAGUAAAACACAUGUUAAUUGGUACAUAUAAAGCUGUACAUGUACAGGUCACAUUAUUGAUGAUACAUACAGUAAAACACAUGUUAAUUGGUACAUAUGAAGCUGUACAUGUACAGAUCACAUUAUUGAUGAUACAUACAGUAUAACACAGGUUGAUUGAUACAUAUGAAGCUGUAUAUGUACAGAUCACUUAUUUAUGAUAAAUGUACAGUUAACGCAUGUUGAUUGGUACAUAUAAAGCUGCAUAUGUACAGGAGAUCACAUAGAUGAUACGUGUACAGUUUAACACAUAUUGAUUAGUACAUACAGAACUGUACAUGUAUAGGAGAUCAUAUAUAGACAAGACAAAUCUGUACAAAAUAUUUCACUAUAUACAGAAAUUACAACAUCAAGUCCAAAAAUAGAUUAGAAUAUAUAUUUAUAGACUAGUUAUUGUUGUUAUAUACAGCCUUUAAUUAAAGCAGGAAAUUGAUAAUUGUUUAUAUACUAAUCAAAUUCUUCAAAUACCUACAAAUAUUCCCAUUUUAUUGCACAUUAUACAUUUUGUAC
This is a messenger RNA of Owenia fusiformis, 1434 nucleotides long. Lineage: Eukaryota; Metazoa; Annelida; Polychaeta; Sabellida; Oweniidae. The record is from the annotation of a GenBank genome assembly.